AGAUUUAUAAAACAAAAUCAAGUAGCUAUAGCAAGAUUUGAAUUAUCGCAAUCUGGACAAGCUAUUUGUAUGGAACCAUUUAAACGUUUUCCUCAACUUGGUCGAUUUACAUUACGUAAUGAAGGUCGAACUAUUGCCAUUGGAAAAGUCCUGGAAAUCAUCGAGUAAAAACUUUUUUUUUUGUCUUUGCUGUUAGUUCACAUUUAUUCUCCAAAAAAGAUAAUAAAAACCUAAAAUUUCAAUCAACUUGAGAAUAAAAUAUUAUAUUUGUUCAUUAAUAUUUCAUUUCAAAUUUGUUUAUUACUCUGAAGUUAAGCAUUUAAUUCAAAGUAAUAAAAAGUUUUCAUUUCGAUUAAAAUCUUCAAUAAUCUAAUAGAAAUUCUGCGCUUAGUCAAUCAAGUAAAAGAGGGUGGGGUGUGGGUGUGGGUGUGGGGUGCGGGUGUUGGUGGGUGUGGUGGGUGUGGGUGUGGGUGUGGGGUGUGGGUGUGGGCGUGUGGGUGUAAUUAGAAACACUCUAACACCCAUGCACCCACACACCCACACCCACACCCACACCCACACCCACACCCUCAAAUUUUGAUUACAAUCAGUAUUGAUUUUUUAUUCAUUCGUAAAUCAAAUCGAAUUUCUUUAAUUUAGGAAUCAAGAAUUAAAAAAAGCUUGAGUUUUGAAGAAUGAAUAGCGAAAGUUUGAAAGUAUUAUAGUUGAUUUAAAAUCAAUUUCAUACAAAAUAGAUUUUAAAAGAAACUUCGUAACCCAUCAUAAUACAUGAUAAUCCUUUAUCAGCUUUCAUUAUAACGAUUGUUUCAUCGUUCAAUAAUGAUUUUGAUGAUUAUAAUUCACUUGGAUUAAUAUUUAUAUUUGUUUUGUUUUUAUUCAUUUUUAAUGAUUGAUAAGGUGCUCUUUCUAUAUUUUGGAAAUAUAUUGAUCUAAAGACUUUGUUGUUGUUCUUCUAGUUAUUAAUGUUGAAGGUCAUCAUUUCAAUAUUAAGUUUGAAUUCCGUACUGCCUUGGUUUUUCAUUUUAAUACAGAAUUUCAGAUAUUUUAAUACAUAGAUUUCUUGUUAUGAGAUAAUUCACAAGACGACA
Rotaria sp. Silwood1 is the source of this 1088-nucleotide messenger RNA. The record is from the annotation of a GenBank genome assembly. Lineage: Eukaryota; Metazoa; Rotifera; Eurotatoria; Philodinida; Philodinidae.